Messenger RNA from Hydractinia symbiolongicarpus, 2140 nucleotides. RefSeq lists its product as uncharacterized. The record is from RefSeq and is a predicted model, not a curated record. Bases 384 to 1085 code for a protein of 233 amino acids. Lineage: Eukaryota; Metazoa; Cnidaria; Hydrozoa; Anthoathecata; Hydractiniidae. The transcript is spliced from 2 exons.
UUGUUUUAACAAAGCUGUUUCAGAAACUGCAUUAUAAGCAUUACAUGCAGCCUUAAACAGUAGCAAAGAUUGAAGAAAAUGGGCACAUUUUCCCCCUGGCAGGUCCUUCCAUCAAAAAAGCUUAUUUUUUGAAAGACAGACUAGAAACUUGAGUGCUACGAAAGAUACAUGUGUAACUAGAAAACUUUUUUGACUGUGUUUGUAUUGGAAAUUGGUAUAAUGUGUUUUAAUUUAAUAUAAGAAUGUACAAAUUGUUAUUUGGUUGUGUUCUGUGGAUACAAGUACAAAUAAUGAAACUGUACCUGUCUGUUUUUUUAUGAGAAAAAAAUUGAAUAUGCGAAGGCUAGUGCAAUAAUUUUAAGAAAAACAAGAGAAAUGUAAUUAUGCCUGAACGGAAAAGGAAAAAAAGAAUAAGACUGAGCUUUAUUGGUGGACGUCGUCCAGCACUUCUUGGUUCAGUUAAGACAUCUAUCGAGAAAGGAAAAGAAAAUGAUGUAAAAGUAAAUAUUUCCAAUGUUAACCCUGAAAAAACUGCAACUGUUGUUGAUAAAGUUAUUAAAACCACUGAAUGCAAUGAUACCAAAGUAACUGACAAUGUACAAAUUGCACCAAAAAACAAUAAAGACACUAAAAACCCAAAUGUGACCUUAAAGAAAAAGGCAAAGCAAAAUCUUAGAGAUAAACGUCUUACCUUAGACGAACUAAGGCAACAGACUGAAAAAAUAGAAAAAGGGGGGGAUCAGUCAACUUCUACAAGUCAAAUUGUUUUGGUACAAAAUGAAUUACAAAACUGGAAAGAUUAUCUUCUUCAUUCUGAAGUGAGUAAAGAUAUUCCAGAUGAGCUGGAAGCUAUGCUUUGCUUAAAAGUUGACACAGAAAUUAACAAAAUUCAGUAUUCUUAUGAUGAAUGGCGUACUGAUGCUGUGCAAGUUAAGUUACUUCAUGAAAAGUUACGGUUAACAAAAGAGGUUGUGCAAAAAGAAGUAGAUAAGAUAUCAACAGAAAUGCAAGUUGAUUCAAAUGUUGUUGCACCAGUCACAGAAACCCCAAGGCACUUGAUAAAAAGGAUCUUAAAUCCAAACUAAACAUCCAGCAAUUUUAACUAUGGUUACAUACAGAGUUAAUAAAUAAACAUGUAAUGAUAUUAGAUGAUUUUUUAGCUGCUGUUUAUAAUUUCCUUUGCCUUAAUUUCACUUCAGUUUGUUCUUAUGUAAAUGGUCUCUAAAUUCAACUCACACCUUAUGUGUUUGGUCGUUAUCUUAAUGAUGUUCCAUUUAAUCUAAUGUAUAUAAACAUUUUUAACCUUACCUGCAGUAUUGUUAAUGGAUAUGAUUAAAUAAUUGAUCGAUUAUAUUUGCCUUAACUUUUAUUUUAAUAUUUUGUUUGCAUGUCUUAAAAAGCCUGGAAAAUUAGGUUAUUUUUACAAAUUUAAGAAAAAUCUGGAAAAAUUAGUAAAGGAAUUGAGAAUUCUUUGAAGUUGGUUUUUAUUGUAAUAAUCUGAUCAUGCACUAAAGCAUGAGUUACUUAACAAAUUUGUGUUGCACACAAUGUCUCAUGCAAGAUCAUUAGGACCGUCAGGCUUUUUCAGGAGAGGUUGUGUAAUAGCACACAUCCCCCCACCCCCCCCCCCCCCCCACAAACAAAUUGGUUAAGCUGUGCUAUUGAAAGCACAUGCAAAAUGCUAAUUGUAUAAGAGGUAUGAGUGGUUGACCAAUGCAACACACUAAAAAACAUCUAAAAUGCUCCCUGUGUGCUUUUUGCUGCACACUCGCUAAAAACUUCCUGAAAAAGUCUGGAAAUUACAGGACUGCAUUUUUAAGUAUUUUGUUACUAUUUAAGAUGUUGGAGAAUAUUUUAAAAACAGCAAUUUUUCAAAGUAUAUUGUUAUUUUCGGGUUUGUAUAGGGUUGAAAAAUUGAACUUGGAAUGAUCUAUUUUGCUAAGAAGAUAAUUUACUGGUAGAUUGGAAUGAAAGAUACUUUAAAAGUGUCCCUCAGGCUGUUUUAUUUUUGUAAAAUUCUUUUAGAAUUUUAAAAUCCUUUAAACCCAGAAUUAAUGAAAAAUUUGUUUAAUAUGAGAAGCCAUAGAAUAUAAUUAGGUAUUACUGUAUGUCUAUCAUUCUGAAAAAAUUUUUUUUUGAA